Sinocyclocheilus grahami is the source of this 2018-nucleotide messenger RNA. Its product is annotated as probable E3 ubiquitin-protein ligase makorin-1. The transcript has 9 exons. NCBI's taxonomy places the organism in Eukaryota, Metazoa, Chordata, Actinopteri, Cypriniformes, Cyprinidae. The coding region runs from base 83 to 1381 and encodes 432 amino acids. Gene Ontology annotation, biological process: protein polyubiquitination. Gene Ontology annotation, molecular function: ubiquitin protein ligase activity; metal ion binding. The record is from RefSeq and is a predicted model, not a curated record.
CUCUCCCUCUCUUCCCCCAACUCUUCAAUCCGUUUACUUGCUCCAACAACUUCAUUAAAUCAAGUUUUUGGAGGCUCUCAAAAUGGAUCGGUUUCGCACGCCGUGUAGACAGUCGAGAAAAGGCAGCUCAAAUGUGGAAAGAGAAGUCUGCAGGCAGUUCAUCAAUGGAUCUUGUCGCUAUGGUCCGAGUUGUUACUAUCUGCAUGAGUUUCCUGCAGUACCUUCGUUUCAGGUUCAGUGUAGGUACUUCCAGAAAGGUGGCUGCUGGUUUGGUGACCGUUGCAGGUAUCUCCACGUUCCUCAAGCGGGUGAAGGUUCUUCAGGGAGCAGCAGACGCGGUUCAGCACCUGCGGGGUUCUUCUCUGUGCUGGCGGGCCGUUCUCUGGCUGACCGCCGAGGAUCUGAGCCCUCUCUUCUCCCACCUCAAGGAGCCCGCAGCAUGAAUCGGAGAGGUUCAGAGCCACUGGUCACAGGUAUGAGCGUGCUGCAGCAGAACUUUGAAUGCUUGACUACAGGCAUUGCAGAGGAGGAAGAGUUCGGUGUUGUGGAAGAUGGACCUCCCCAGCAAGGUGCAAUGAGACCACUGCAACAAAUCAGUGCUACAGACUCCAGUUCUUCGCAUAACUACAGCUCAUCAGCCUUUGUGCCUGCUGAAGUCCAAUAUGUAACCGUAUCUGAAGCUGAAACGCAGGUGACAGGUUCACCCGAGAGACCAAAUCAGAGCGGUGCUGCAGUAUUGACGGAGCAACAGCAUUCAAGGGCUUUAGACCAAAGCAAAGAUGUGGCCUGUGGCAUCUGCAUGGACAAGAUUUCUGAGAAAUCCACCACUCCAGAACGGCGUUAUGGCAUCCUACCAAACUGCAAUCAUGCUUUCUGCAUCAGCUGCAUUGUUACCUGGCGAAAAACAAAGGACUUCCAGGAGGAUGUCAUCAAGGGCUGUCCACAGUGCAGAGUGAAAUCCUCCUUUUACAUUCCCAGCAAGCACUGGGUCUGUGAUGGGGAGGAAAAGGCAUCAUUGAUAGCCGCUUUCAAAGAAAGAAGCAGUAAGUUGAAGUGCACUUUCUUCAUGCGCCACGGAUGCUGCCCCUUUAAAUCGGAGUGUAUCUACAGCCAUGACAUGCCCCCUAAUCAUACACACCGUCGCAGGCGCUCGGCAUCCAGGGACACAGCUGAGAUGUUGGAGGAUUUGGGCAUGGAGUGUAUCUACAGCCAUGACAUGCCCCCUAAUCAUACACACCGUCGCAGGCGCUCGGCAUCCAGGGACACAGCUGAGAUGUUGGAGGAUUUGGGCAUUGAUGGCAUCCAACUUUGGAGCUAUAUCUUUGCCCUAACUCUGCUGGAUGAAGAUGACGAAGACCUUCUGGAUUUUCUUGAUGACUAAGGACCUUCUAGAGUCAUGUAUAUGUUGGCUCAGCUUUGAGUGAACUUUGCUUAUCUUCUGCACUGAAAUCUAAUGGUCUCUUUGGGGUUGGCUUCACUUUAGCAAGUCCUAAAUGUUUGGCUAAUUGUUUAGCCGUGUAGAUUUACUUUUUUUGUUGUUGUGUGUGUGUGUGUGUGUGUGAGUGAAAGUCUUUUGCCUUUAGUUUAAGGGAGUGUGUGUGGGGGGGGUUUGAAUGCUGAAAUCGCAAACUGGGUGUCUCUUCAGGUUUAGUUGGGGAGAAACUUAGGCAAAAAAAGUUAAUGUUAACAAUGCAUGAUCACUUAUUUCAGCUUGCUUUUCACUUGUUGAUCGUUUAGUACUUCCAUCUGUGCUGAUUCCUGAUUGUUGCACCCUUUUGUCUGAUACCUUUAUAUGAAAUCAGAUUUUAAUUUUGUAUACUGUGUAGUAGUUAAUAUUAUUGCCAGUAUUUGCAGAACACUAAAUGUGCAACCUGUCAGCAGGCUUUUGAUUAUAUUGUUCUCUUCAGCAGUGUUAACAGGUUAUACCAGGACUUGAUGUCACAUUUUAUUACUUUUAGUACGUGUUUAUAUUCUAAGAAAAGUGAAAAUAAAAAAUGUUCCACUGUUUGCCUUACCUG